This is a messenger RNA of Phialemonium atrogriseum, 1272 nucleotides long. RefSeq lists its product as uncharacterized. The transcript is spliced from 2 exons. Bases 317 to 1159 code for a protein of 280 amino acids. The record is from RefSeq and is a predicted model, not a curated record. Lineage: Eukaryota; Fungi; Ascomycota; Sordariomycetes; Cephalothecales; Cephalothecaceae.
AUUGUUGCGGUCACAUCAGAUAUCAUUCAGUCAUAUUCCUUUUCGGUCUGUCGGUUUGGGUCCUUCGCGGUCAUUAAUCGGUUUCUCCUUGCUCCUUUUUGUCUCCUUGUUUUUCUCGUUUCCAGUCCACUACUCGAUUUCUUGGCCUCAAACCUUACGCUUUCCUUUAUAUUCCUCGGAUCUAGUCUUAUUUCUCCUCCGAUCUUCUCCUUUCCUCAGCACUUCCCAACAAUCCCAAUCGAUCUAUCAGGGCUGGGCCCUCGUAACUUCGCAAAACACCACGUUCGCUCUGAAAAGCUAGACGCCAGGUUCGAAAAUGACGUACAAAGACCACGGAUACUAUGGCUACGCAUACAUCGGCGCGAGGCUUGCGAAGGUGGUCACGCUGGUGCCCAUCAUCGGGCUGGUGGGCAACUUCCUCAGCUUGAUCGCCAAGUCCAAGCACAGUCCUCCCUCGGAACUCGUCGCCACCAUCGCCGUGACCUGCGCCGCCCUCCUCUGGACGAUCAUCUCCAUGACAGCCUACGACGACACCCACAUCCCCUACCUCGCCACCUUCGCCGUGGACAUGCUCUUCCUGGUCCCCUUCCUCGUCGUCGCCAUCCUCCUGGGCCAGCCCCUAUCCGUCACGACCUGCUCCGACCUGCCCAACGAACAGGGCAGCGUCGUCCUCCCCCUGGCCGCCUCCGCCGGCCAGCCCGUCAGCUACGUCGUCUUCUCGGGCGCCGGCCGCACCGUCUGCUACGAGCUCAUGGCCGUCUGGGGUCUCGUGCUCGCCCUGUGCGUCCUCUUCGCCACGAGCUCCAUCGCCGCCGGGUUCCUAUAUCUCGGAAAGCGUCGCGCCGCCGGCCCCCGCAUGGGCAUCGGCAACGGCGGUCGGGGUUUCAUGGUCGGUGGCGCUGCCCCCGGCGGAUACCAGAUGAACGAGUCGCAGAUUGAGAUGGCGCCACCCAAGCCCUUCUCGCGGAGCCCGAGCCUAGGCCCGCAGAACAGCGCCCCAGGUAGCCCGACCGGCGGCUUUGGCGGUGAGAGCUUCGACGGGCCGCCGCAUCAGCGCUCCGUGGGCGGAUAUGACAGCCCCGGCGCUCCCGGCAGCCCGACCGGCAGUUUUGGUGGUCCCCUGAGCCCGCCGCCCGCGCACCAUCGCAAUCUCCAUUAGGGGUGCGGGGCACCGCGGGGAGGCGGCCUAGACAGCGGGAUAGUGGGGAAGGGGCCGGAGUGGGGAUCAAGCUCGCCGUCGCCUGUGCCUGACGUGGCAUCGCUGUCACAAAG